AUGCACAGCACAGAGCUUCUUCAAUUUGUAAAAGAUGUUGACAUCCCAAGCACCAUUUACAAGGAUGACUGUGGCUACUGCUUUAAAACCAUGGUGAACCAUUCCUCUAGAGAUGAUCACGAAGCUGCCCCUGAAAACCAAUUGAAUAUCUGCUUAUUAUGUUUCCAAGGUUUCUGUAGGGACCAUGUCAAUUUCCACCAGAGAGUUGUUCAAAACUCUUUGCAAACUGUGCAUGAUGUGUAUUUAAAUGCAUACAAACUAGAGAAGUCUCAGACGUCAGAGCAAUCUCAGGAGAAGAAGUUGAAAUUGGAAGUCCAGGACCUUUCGGAUGACGAACUUUACGAGUAUCAUUGGUCGCUAUUGAAUUACCAUGAUGGAACUCUAGAGACGGUUAUGAUGAGUAGUGAGAAAGACAAACAUGAUCAGUCUGUGGUAAAUAAAUUGGAGCAAAUAAUCAGGGCGAAAUCAGCUGGUUAUCAAGAGAUGAAAACUACCUGGCAAUUAGAUAUCCUUCCUUGUAGUCAUACCAAUGAUUUUGUUAUUCCAGAUAUAGAGAAGGAAGUUGAGAAAACUUGUAAUAAAUGUGAUCUAGACAACAACUUGUGGCUAUGUCUUCACUGUGGACAUAUAGGUUGUGGUAGAGAACAGGUUGGUAUACAAGGAAGCUCACAUGCAUUGGCACACUACGAGGAAACGUCGAAUAGCCACCCUUUGGCAAUAAAGUUGGGUUCCUUAUCCCGUGAUUCGAGUGAUGUAUACUGUUACGCUUGUGAUGACGACGUUAGGUUUGGCGACAAAAAUCAGCUUGCACUGAUUUUGGCAAGCUAUGGGAUUACCUUAGAUGACCAGGUUGCCAAGGAGAGAACGUUAUUGGAAUUGCAAGUUGAGCAGAAUAUGAGCUGGGAUUUUAAAAUGGAGGAUGCAAAUGGUCAAAGCUUCCGAAGCCUAGAGGCAUCUAAGAGCUAUGGAUGCGGUCUAAUAAACCUAGGCAACUCCUGUUAUAUGAAUUCCGUGCUUCAAAUCUUACUCAAUGGCGGUGUUCGUGACUGGGAUCUAGAAGUGUUGGGUGAAACUCCGUUAGACGUAGUGUAUCCGUCUAAAAACUUGAAGUGUCAAUUAAUUAAACUGAGAGAAGCAUUCAAGUCUAGUCCAGAAAAAUAUAAGCACGGUGUGAAGCCCACUAGUGUAAAGCAGUGCAUUGGGAGUGGUAAUGAGGAGUUCGGCUCUGCGAGACAGCAGGAUGCGAUGGAAUUUCUCACCUACUUCAUUGAUAAGUUGGAUAAAAAUGUUUUCAACGAGGGUACAGAAAAUCCGAACGAUAAGGUCAGAUUCAUCAUGGAUGAUAGAGUUCAGUGCACAGAAUGUAACCGUGUUAAAUACCGUGAAAAUGUAGCAGAAGCAUUACAGCUUCCGCUUCUACAGAAUGAGGAGCCGCAAGACCUCAUUGAGCGGAUAGAUGCCUACAUGUCUGGUGAGCCAGUUAAUAUGAAGUGCUCUUAUUGUAAGAAGGAAACGGUGGUGAUUAAAAGCUCUAAGUUCAAAUCGGCACCUUCUACCUUGGUUAUAAAUCCUAUAAGAAUGAGGUUGCAAAAUUGGACGCCCAUAAAGACUAAUAAUAAACUAUUGGUUCCUGGUGUCGAAGAUGAUAAUAUCUUAGAUAUAUCUGCAUAUAAGUCUAGCGGCAUACAGUCUGAUGAGAUAGAAUUUCCGGACGAUGACGAUAACGAUGAAUAUAGCGGUUUUCAUCCAGUUGAAGAGUAUAUUUCUUCCAUUGUUGAUAUGGGAUUUACCAGGAACGCAGCAGUCCGUUCUCUAUACUACACCGGCAACAGUAAUGCAGAAACUGCCCUAAACUGGAUUUUUGAACAUAUUGAGGACCCAGAAUUGAACUCAGAAUUUGUUAUUCCGGGUUCAAAUUCAAAAGGACGCGUAGACCCAGACGCUCUCAGCAAUAUGAUUGCUAUGGGUCUAGCCGAAAAGUUAUCCCGUAAAGCAUUGUUGUUAAAUAACAAUGAUUUGACUCGAAGUGUUGAAUGGGUUUUUAAUAACUUGGACGACGACGGCGAAUUAGAAGAAGAAGUGAACGGUCCAUCGACCGCUACACCUCCUCGUUACGGAUCCUAUGAAGAGUUUCCUAUUUAUCAGCUCUCUGCUGUGAUUUGUCAUAAAGGUAACUCUAUCCAUAGUGGUCAUUAUGUUGCAUUUAUCAAGAAACCGAUAAAAAAUAAGCUCUGCUGGGUCUUAUACAAUGAUGAAAAGAUCGUUGAAGCCAACUCUGAAGAGAAUUUGCAAGAGAUUGAGAAAAACGGUUAUAUAUACAUUUUCAACAGCACAUAA
This is a messenger RNA of Eremothecium sinecaudum, 2337 nucleotides long. It is a transcript of the gene UBP14, whose product is annotated as ubiquitin-specific protease UBP14. The coding region runs from base 1 to 2337 and encodes 778 amino acids. Gene Ontology annotation, cellular component: cytosol; nucleus. Gene Ontology annotation, biological process: protein deubiquitination. Lineage: Eukaryota; Fungi; Ascomycota; Saccharomycetes; Saccharomycetales; Saccharomycetaceae. The transcript has a single exon. The record is from RefSeq and is a predicted model, not a curated record. Gene Ontology annotation, molecular function: zinc ion binding; cysteine-type endopeptidase activity; cysteine-type deubiquitinase activity.